Molecule: messenger RNA, 936 nt
Organism: Eremomyces bilateralis CBS 781.70
Lineage: Eukaryota; Fungi; Ascomycota; Dothideomycetes; Eremomycetales; Eremomycetaceae
Exons: 1
Coding region: 1-936 (311 amino acids)
Source: RefSeq, a predicted model, not a curated record
AUGGCAGGGAAACGAUACUUUAUUCUGGAAGAAACAAUCGCCGCAACAGAGAUCGAGAGUAUGAUGGGUCGUGUUGUUAUCUCGAAGACGCUGCCACUCAACAAGUUUGCGCCAUUCCCUGCCAUGUCUCCCAAUGAACCUUCCCACAACACCAACGAUAUCAUACCUUCAAUUCUUCCGAGUCCUUCGCUAUCCUUAAACAGAAAAGAAUUCUUUUCUGCCGUUCGAGGACACGAACUUCACGUGGCACUAAGUGCUAUUCUUGCCGCGGAUAUUAAGAGCACGCGAGAGGGCUCGGCAACGUUAGACAGCCAACAAGUAAAGCGAUAUACGCUUGACAAUCCAGAGCAAUACUUCCGUGCUCUUUUACAAAACGAACUGUACAGUCGGGACAUGCGCACUAUUCUCGAAGCUAGUAGUACGAAGCGAGGAUACUUUGUCACCGGGUUUCUCACCACUACGGAAACCACCUGGAAUAGAGAGACUAACCGGUCGAAGAAAGGAGGCUUCUCAACUUCUCUCCCUGUUUCGCAAUUGACAGGAUUGCCUCUCCCAGUAAUUUCCGACUUAAGAGUGGGAUCCGCGCAUGAGAGCACCACCCAGCAUGGGCAAGAUAUGAGUGUGCCUGCAGAAGAGAUCUUUGCAAUGUCCUACUCAAUUGUCAAACUGGAAUACAAUUUCAAGCUUUCACUUGCCAACCCUAUCAUAAAAACACCUGUCUUUGGGCCUCCAAAGAGAGCAAAAGCGCGGCAUCUUGCUUUGAGUCAAGAGAGUGAUGAGGAGAUUGAGGAUGGCUCAGAUGACGAUGAUAACAAACACAAUAACGGACAUGUAGCUUGCAAAUGGCCCCGAGGCUCUACUAUCAAAUUUAUCUGGGACAAUGGCGACGAGCUUCUGGGCGAUAUUCCGGGAACCAGUUUUCUCUUGAAUCGGUAG